UUGGCGAGCGGUGAUGUAUCACAGCGAGCAAGUGAGGGCGGUUACGGGUAUCUACGGGAGUGGAUGUGGUGGAUGGGCGUGAUUACAAUGGGUGUUGGUGAGGCAUGCAAUUUUGCGGCGUACGCAUUUGCGCCAGCCAGCUUGGUUACUCCGUUAGGUGCACUCUCCGUUCUAGUCACUGCCGUGUUGUCAUCACGACUUCUAAAGGAGAGGCUGAAUUUACUAGGAAAAAUCGGUUGCGCUGUAUGCUUACUCGGUUCAACAGUAAUUGUAAUUCACUCACCAAAAGAGGAAGAAGUAGCAUCUAUGGCAGAUCUUGCACUGAAAAUGAAAGAUGCAGUGUUCAUAUUAUACGUUGUUGCUGUCAUAGUGGUAACUUUGUUCAUUGUCGUAUACGUUGCUCCUCGUUAUGGUAGAUCGAAUAUUAUUGUCUAUAUAAGCGUCUGUUCAUUAAUUGGAUCGCUAUCGGUACUUUCUGUUAAGGGUCUUGGCUUGGCUAUAAAGGAGACGAUAUCUGGCAAUCAACAACUUACAAACGUACUCACUUAUUUCUGGUUGGGGUCCGUGGCUGCCUGUGUUUCUGUGCAAUUGGUUUACCUUAAUAAGGCGCUCGAUAUGUUCAACACAUCGAUGGUGACGCCAAUCUAUUACGUGUUUUUUACCACAUUUGUGAUCUUAGCAUCUUCUAUAUUGUAUAAGGAGUGGUCUUGCCUGGGUGCCUCAGAUAUACUAGGAAACGUUAUCGGUUUCUUAACGACAAUCAUUGGUAUAUUCCAGAUGCAGCUGUUUCGCGAUGUUAACAUCAGCCUACGUCAAGUACGUGUGCUGCUUCAUCGACCGUCAGCCUCCUUGGCCAGCCUUGAUCUCUCCUCGAAUUCCGCCACGAACCUCGUUGACGACUUCAAUGUUGUCUCGUCAUCAUCGUCCAAUGGUUCCGUCCGACAUACGGCGUACACGUGA
Messenger RNA from Haemonchus placei, 960 nucleotides. The record is from the annotation of a GenBank genome assembly. Lineage: Eukaryota; Metazoa; Nematoda; Chromadorea; Rhabditida; Trichostrongylidae.